This is a messenger RNA of Theileria annulata, 1584 nucleotides long. RefSeq lists its product as uncharacterized. Lineage: Eukaryota; Apicomplexa; Aconoidasida; Piroplasmida; Theileriidae. The coding region runs from base 1 to 1584 and encodes 527 amino acids. The record is from RefSeq and is a predicted model, not a curated record. The transcript has a single exon.
AUGAGUGACCCAAACCCAUCGUCACUCUGUUAUCAUUGUACUGUACGUGAAUGCGAAAAGGUUUGUUACAAAGAUAAAAACGUUAAAGCUUCCGAGAAAAAUGAUUUUGGUGAUUCAAAACCACUCAAGGAUUCAUUGUAUGCCUCCUAUCUCAAGGCAAUGGCAAUCAAAACCAUCCUAUCAGCAUCAUUCUCAGACUUCGUGAACUACUUUGCCAAUUCUGUGGAAGAUGAUGUGAGCCUGGAUGAAAAAAAUGCCUUCCAACUAAAGUAUUCUGGAUUCCCUGAAAACCUCUCACGCUGCGAUAGCUGUUUGUGUUAUUUCUCCACCCGUGCCUUUUGCCACUGCAAGGACUGCUCAAGCGGAGAUGAAAACCACUAUGUGAUUUUGAUGCACGGAAUUCUAUCGACGCCACUCAUGAUGACUGAUUUGUGCAAAGCACUGCUGGAGGCGUAUCCCAGCUUGUUUGUUUACUUUCCAGUAUCAGCGUGCAAAAAAACUCUGCUCGGAACUUCAUACGUGCUCAACCUGCUAAUUGAUGAGCUCAAGAGGUUGUUUUCCAAAAUACCUAACCAUUUCAAACUGAGCCUGAUAGGCCACUCAUACGGUGGCAUACUCCUGAGAUAUUUUUUAAUGUACUAUUUAUUAAAUAAACAAAACUCCGCUGGAAUAACUUCCAAUACACUGAAUUCUACGCAACAUAUCACUGAUUAUAGUUUUAAGUCCUCCGACUCCAACACCACCUGUUAUAAUGACGAGUUGGACCAAGAUUGUACCUUUUUUAGUAAAGAUAUUGUCUGGAAAAACUUUAUUUUCGUAGCGACGCCUCUGGUUGGAACGUUUGAAAACAAUUCUGAGUUAAAGAGACUGGCGAACCUGAUUGGGUCCGACACCAUCUCGGAGCUGGACAACAAAACAAUCGAUCUUCUAUUUUUGCUGAAGGGCGAGGGUUUUUUAAACAGAUUUGAAAAGGUCGUGGCGUACGGAAACAUUUCAGGGGAUAUGAUGGUAGCACCGAGGACCUCUCUGAUUUUGCCAAACUAUCUGGUCAACGAAGAGAAGUUGCGUGAAAUAGCAAAUGUUCUGUACAAAUACCCGGGACAGCCUGCGAACAUUAAGAUGAAUAACAAUAACUUUCACCUAAUAUUCAACGAUGUCACCAAAGUUCUGCAAAACAGUAACCCUCAUUCCCCAGAUAAUUCCUACGCAACUAAAUUAACCAGCAGAUUUAACGAGCUUGUGGACGCCAAGAUUAACAACACCAAGCAUAUGAAAUUUAUUGAGGAUAUGCUGAACGGUAGGCCUGUAUUCAGCGAUGAAGACAAAAUGAGAUUUAGCACGGUAAUCACCGAUAUUGUCAGCAAUGGUAACGUGGACGAGCUUGAGAAGUUUGACGAUGACGACUAUCUCUAUAACCAGAUUUUGAUGGGUCUGCUAAGCAAGUUAAAGAUUUUAAAAUUCGCUGUAUAUAUUCCCAGAAUUCAUUUUCCGCACCGAUCGAUAAUAACUUACCAGUCUCCUAUUUCAAACGACACUUACACCUAUCAAAUACUAGAAAACAUGGUCAAUAUAUUUGAAACGUAG